Messenger RNA from Drosophila busckii, 591 nucleotides. RefSeq lists its product as uncharacterized. The record is from RefSeq and is a predicted model, not a curated record. Lineage: Eukaryota; Metazoa; Arthropoda; Insecta; Diptera; Drosophilidae. The transcript has 2 exons. Bases 18 to 581 code for a protein of 187 amino acids.
ACAUAAAAAUCAUUAAAAUGGACAGCAAAAGUCUAAUGGACUUGAAUUUCGAAUGCUAUGUUGCCAUAUUUUCGCAUUUGAGCCUAUUGGAUCAACUCAACUUGAAGAGAGCUUUUCCAGAAAUACUACAGGAGGUAUUCGUGUAUAUAGCCAACAACUGCUAUGCCGAGAUUCAUCAUUGCAUGCUGCCAACAUUUUGGGAUUGGCGUGAAUUCUUGAGUGCGGCUGGAGCAAACGUUAAGAAAUGCAAAUUGCUCGAUAUAAAGCAGUCUCAAGUUACAGUGCCCAAAAGCAUUUUUUUGGUCUUACUUAUUUUCUAUUGCAAAAAUAUUGAAAAGCUUGAGGUUGUCUUUUCGGAUGCAGCUAUAUGCCCUAUUGAUUUACUGGCAAAGUUACCAAAACUCAAGAUACUGUCGCUGGCGAAUGUUGAUCAAGCUCAUUUAAAUGAUCUAGGGCAGCUACAACAGGUGGAGCUCAUAACCAUUGCAGUAAACACGAAUAACAAAUAUUUCUUAGAUGUGAAUUAUUAUCAAGCGAUGCCUAAUUUAAAAUUUAUAUGUUUUACUGAGUUUAAAUUAUAGUUUAUUUCAU